This is a messenger RNA of Annulohypoxylon maeteangense, 1060 nucleotides long. RefSeq names its product putative oligomycin sensitivity conferring protein. The transcript is spliced from 3 exons. Gene Ontology annotation, cellular component: membrane. Bases 185 to 874 code for a protein of 229 amino acids. Gene Ontology annotation, molecular function: proton-transporting ATP synthase activity, rotational mechanism. Lineage: Eukaryota; Fungi; Ascomycota; Sordariomycetes; Xylariales; Hypoxylaceae. Gene Ontology annotation, biological process: proton motive force-driven mitochondrial ATP synthesis. The record is from RefSeq and is a predicted model, not a curated record.
GUGGCUAAGCUCACAAUUACAAUUUUCAGAGGACGUUUUGGAUUAGGACCCACUCCGGUUAACGUUGGCCCGCUAAAGUUGCCGGUUGGAUUUCUUACAGACUUGGAACUUCAUUGAAAGCCGAGCUUGAGAAACGACCACAUUUAAUCCCUUCGAAUCCAGCACCCAACCCAUCCACGCCGUUAUGCUGUCUCGACAGGCGAUCCGCUCAAUUCGAGCUGCAGCUCCCCAGCGGACCCUUGCCCGCGCUCCCGUACGCUCCUACGCCGCCGCCGCUGGCGCUUCUACCCAAACAGUGAAGCCCCCAGUCGCUGUCUAUGGUCUCGACGGUACCUAUGCCACUGCCCUGUACACGGCGGCCGUGAAGUCUUCCUCCCUUGACCCGACUGCGAAGGCCUUAAGCACCCUAGGCAGCCUUGUCUCCAAGGAUGCCAGGCUCGCCUCGAUCCUAAGCACUCCUACUCUUACCGAAAAGGACAAGAGCGCCAUCAUUGCGGAAUUACAGAAGAAUGUUGGUGCCGGAAGUGCAAACGAAACCGUCAAGAACUUCCUCGCGACUCUUGCUGAGAACAACCGCCUUGGAAUACUCGAGGGAAUCUGCGAGAAGUUCGGCCAGAUCAUGAGCGCGUCCCGUGGAGAGGUUGAAUUGAUCGUUACCAGUGCUCAGCAAUUGGACAGCAAGAUCCUCUCCCGCCUAGAGACCGCCGUCGCCAAAUCUCAGUACGUUGGACAAGGCAAGAAGCUGAAGGUCACCAACCAAGUCAACCCGGAUAUCAUUGGCGGACUCGUCGUGGAGAUUGGUGACAGGACAAUCGAUCUCUCAGUCUCAUCCAAGCUUGCCAAGAUGAACAAGCUCCUCACUGACACUCUGUAAACUAUUUCCUUUUGUGCGAGCGAGGGAGCUGCUACGGAGAGACGAUUUGCGCCGGGAAGGUUGGUUCUCCGCUGAGAUACCAUUUGUGUAUAGGCUCGUAAAAUAGAGGAAGCAUUCGUCCCCCAUUUCUAGCCAUCCGUUCAUAGAACAACCACCUACGUAAUCGAGAACAUUUUCAAUUGCUUA